Molecule: messenger RNA, 2772 nt
Organism: Arabidopsis lyrata subsp. lyrata
Lineage: Eukaryota; Viridiplantae; Streptophyta; Magnoliopsida; Brassicales; Brassicaceae
Product: proline-rich receptor-like protein kinase PERK10
Exons: 9
Coding region: 352-2658 (768 amino acids)
Biological process (GO): protein phosphorylation
Molecular function (GO): ATP binding; protein kinase activity
Source: RefSeq, a predicted model, not a curated record
AUAUCAAAAAAAAAAAAAAAAUUGUCUUAAGUUCCUUGUGGAUUUUUGUUAUUUGCCUACCCGCUUGUGUGUUUGAUGAUGAUGCGCACAAUAUAUUUUUGAUUCAUCAACCAGAAAAGGCUUGACAAGUUUUUUAAACCAAGCUGCGCAAACGCAAUCUCAAUGAAGUGAAAAACCGACGAAAUUUACUUAGCUAGGCUUUUUAAUAGCUAACUGUAGACUUGGGUUUUGACUAGCAGAGGAAAUUUUUGGUGUCCAAGGAAAAGCUCUUAUUCAGAUCCGAACAAGUUUGCAUUUUUGUCAUCUGAUCAGUUUUUGAUCACUAGACUAGAAUCUGGUCUUGGGAUUUAGAUGACUACACCUGCACAGGCUCCUACGAAGCAGGUGCCACUGUCUCCACCAUUGGCAUCCCCACCGCCAUUGUCUCAGCAGCCUCCACCAAUGGCGUUGCCUCCACCACAGCCUUCGUUUCCCGGUGAUAAUGCCACUUCCCCAACUAGAGAGCCCACUCAUGGCAAUCCACCGGAUACCCCAAACACCCCAGCUCAGUCUUCUCCUCCUCCUCCUCCGGUGACUCCAGUAUCAUCACCACCACCAGAACCUUCUCCCCCACCACCUUCACCAACUGGAGCUCCUCCUCCGGCGAUUCUUGUAUCAUCACCUCCACCAGAACCUUCUCCCCCGCCACCUCCACCAACAGAAGCUCCUCCUACUCCUACUACAUCACCCAGCCCGCCAACAAACCCAUCACCACCACCACUUGAGACCUCUCCCCCUCCACGUCCACCACCUGAUCAGUCUCCCAAUUUACCACCCCCAUCACCCUCACAACCCUUGAGACCAUCCGUUCCACCACCGGAAAGCCCUCCUUCACCACCUGCUCCAGACCCUCCAAGAAAUCCACCUCCAACACCUACAUUUGACCCACCAUCACUUCUUCCUCCACGUCGUUCCCCUCCCCCACCAACCUCACUACUUCCUCCUCCACAACAUCCAAAACUUCCUGAGAAACCUCCUCCUCCUCCACCGGGUUCUAAACGUCCUGCUCCUUCACCUCCUUCUCCAAGUGACUCAAAAAGUCCUGUGCAUCCUUCACCUCCUUCUCCAAGUGACUCAAAACGUCCUGUGCAUCCUUCACCUCCUUCUCCACCAGAGGAAACUCUCCCACCUCCCAAGCCAAGUCCAGAUCCCUUACCUUCUAAUUCGACUUCAUCACCAACAUUUCCUCCACCACCCUCAGUUGUAUCCCCGCAUUUAGCUCCUCAAAAAUCUGUGCCAGGUCCUGAUAAUCCAUCUCGAAACAAUCCUACUCCUGUGACAGAUAAUUCCAGCAAUUCUGGUGUUAGUACAGCAGCUGUUGUGGGUGUAAGUAUUGGAGUGGCCCUAGUGCUGCUUAGUCUUAUUGGAGUUAUUGUCUGGUGCUUAAAGAAACGAAAAAAGAGGCUCUCAACCAUUGGUGGUGGCUAUGUUAUGCCAACACCUAUGGAUUCCUCCUCUCCAAGAUCAGAUUCAGGGCUUCUGAAGACGCAGUCAUCCGCACCUCUAGUGGGAAAUCGUUCUAGCAAUCAAACAUAUUUUUCACAAUCAGAGCCUGGUGGUUUUGGUCAAUCGAGGGAACUGUUCUCAUAUGAAGAACUUGUCAUAGCAACAAAUGGAUUCUCAGAUGAAAAUCUAUUGGGUGAAGGUGGAUUUGGUCGUGUGUAUAAAGGAGUCUUACCAGAUGAAAGAGUGGUUGCUGUGAAACAAUUAAAAUUAGGUGGAGGACAAGGUGACCGAGAGUUCAAAGCCGAGGUUGAGACCAUAAGCAGGGUACAUCACCGGAAUUUGCUUUCUAUGGUUGGAUACUGCAUUUCCGAGAACCGGAGAUUGCUUAUAUAUGAUUAUGUCCCUAACAACAACCUUUACUUCCAUCUUCACGCCGCAGGAACUCCGGGUCUAGACUGGGCAAUACGUGUAAAAAUUGCUGCUGGUGCGGCUCGUGGACUAGCUUAUCUCCAUGAAGAUUGUCAUCCUCGUAUCAUACACAGGGACAUUAAAUCAUCCAACAUUCUCUUAGAGGAUAACUUCCACGCUCUGGUUUCUGACUUCGGCCUUGCAAAGCUAGCUCUCGACUGUAACACACAUAUUACAACUCGGGUUAUGGGAACAUUCGGAUACAUGGCUCCUGAAUAUGCAUCAAGUGGAAAAUUAACCGAAAAAUCAGAUGUAUUCUCCUUUGGCGUUGUUCUACUGGAGUUAAUCACUGGACGUAAGCCCGUGGAUACAUCCCAACCUCUGGGAGAUGAGAGCCUUGUUGAAUGGGCUCGUCCUUUGCUUAGUCAUGCCAUUGAAACCGAAGAGUUUACAACUUUAGCAGAUCCCAAGCUAGGUAGAAACUAUGUUGGUGUUGAAAUGUUCAGAAUGAUUGAAGCAGCAGCAGCUUGUAUUCGCCAUUCAGCUGCAAAGAGACCUCAAAUGAGUCAAAUUGUGAGAGCUUUCGACAGUCUAGCUGAGGAAGACCUCACCAAUGGAAUGAGACUAGGCGAAAGCGAAAUCAUCAACUCAGCUCAGCAGUCUGCAGAAAUCAGAUUGUUUAGAAGAAUGGCUUUUGGCAGCCAAAACUACAGUACAGAUUCUUUCACUCGUAAUAGUAAUAUAAGCAAAGAUGAAAACGUGUGAAUAUCAGAAACAAAACCUUUCUUGAUUCAAAUUGGGAUCCUCUGUUUCCUCUCUGCCGAUACAUGUGGAUGAACAUAUUGCAGAGGUUAAGCAUAGUGAUUGUGCCACAAAACA